Messenger RNA from Halichondria panicea, 1876 nucleotides. RefSeq names its product inactive rhomboid protein 1-like. The record is from RefSeq and is a predicted model, not a curated record. The coding region runs from base 84 to 1775 and encodes 563 amino acids. Gene Ontology annotation, biological process: regulation of protein secretion; regulation of epidermal growth factor receptor signaling pathway. Gene Ontology annotation, molecular function: serine-type endopeptidase activity. The transcript has 7 exons. Lineage: Eukaryota; Metazoa; Porifera; Demospongiae; Suberitida; Halichondriidae. Gene Ontology annotation, cellular component: endoplasmic reticulum membrane.
GCAGUACACAUGUGACCCACAGCUUGCUUGUACACUUACAAGGUAAACAACUCCACAACUCUUGUGCAGAGAGAUAUCUUGCAAUGGCCACUGAUUUAAGGGAAAGUCAAGAGUCUGUUCCUCCUUCUGCUCCCCCUAUGCAAUGGAGAGGACGACCAGCUAGUUAUAAUGAAGAGCCACCAAGGUAUCAAUCUCUCUCUGUGGACGACUCAGAUCAUCACAGGGGUCCUGAGGCACCUACACCAAGAGAUAGGAGAAACACUCUCAACAGGUCGCUAGCAUUUGCAGGAGCUUCAAUUGGACAUUUUUUCGGUGUUCACGAUGACCCCACCACCAGAGGCCAUAGACGCACAGGUACUUUCAGACAAGUUAACUACUCACCUGUACCCUAUGUGGAAGGAGGAACACAAGAUCCACCGCCACCGCCACCACCACAAAGACAGCAGUCACUUAUUACUUCAACACUGAAUAGAAUGCGAAGAAUAAGGGAGCCAACUAGAGAUGAGGUAAUGGGCAGCCUACCAAAGUUUUGGCCUGUAACAACCAUCCUUAUCGCAUUGCUUGAGAUUGGGCUGCUAAUUGCGGUAAUAGUAUUGUUUGGCCUUGCACCGAUUGCUUUUGUGCCAACUACUGUCAGUGACACCAUUGUGGGUUUUAACAAUCUGUCCGAAUAUCAGACAAGGGAAAUUGUGCCAAACUUCUUUAUUGGACCAUCAAGCUCUUCUCUUGUUCACUCUGGAGCAAUGUACACACCAUGUAUUAGGGACAAUAGAGAUUUUCAGCUGCUGGUAGCUAGGACAAGCUAUGAAGAGAGUAAGUUGAGAUGCUGUAAAUCUGGUAGUCUCGAGCAGUGUGGCAUGCUACCACAGGACAUUUGCAUAGGCAAAUACAGUGGCAGUGUGUUGGGUGGAGCUAGUCGAUGUCGAGCAGAACUGAACAGUACAAGUGACUGCAAUGGAGGGGUGGUUCUUCAUCCAUGCUGUGUGGGUAUUCUUGGAGAGUGUUCUAUCACGACAGAAGCAAACUGCACCUUUCAAGAAGGCUAUUGGCACAAAGACAAACUUCUAUGCAGCGAAGUGGACUGCUUUGCUGAUACGUGUAGAUUUGACUGGAUUAAUCGUACCAUCAAUGAAAUCCCUGAUCAAGGACUGAGGUUCGUCUCAGCCAUCUUUCUCAAUCAUGGUGUUGUGACCUUGGUGAUUGUGGGGUUUAUCAAAUUAUACAACAGUUGGAUGAUUGAACGAAGAAUUGGGUUUUUGAGGUUCAUUUGCAUCUAUUUUACAUCGGGUGUUGGAGGAUUUUUGCUGAGUGGAAUAUUUGACCCCACAAGUGUUUCUGUUGGAGGAUCUGGUCCCCUCUUUGGUCUUAUUGGAGUGUUACUUGUUGAGCUCCUCCAGAGUUGGAAGUGGGUGAAAAAGCCGUGCGUUGAGUUGAUUAAAAUGUUGGUGCUCAUCGUCUUACUCUUGGCUAUUGGGACUCUCCCCUACGUGGACAACUUCUCCCAAAUUGGAGGGUUCAUUUUUGGAGUACUGGCCUCGUUUAUUUUUGUGCCGUACAUCACUUUGGGCAAGUGGGACAGAGCCAUCAAGUUAUGCCUCAUACUGACUUCUCUUCCGAUUGUUAUAACAUUGUUUCUAUUUGGUUUUGUGAUAUUCUAUUUUAACACUGAACUAAACUUUUGUCCAGCAUGUAGCUACAUCAAUUGUAUUCCAUACACCCCAACUUUUUGCAGUGAGUUCAUUAGUAAUAUAUUGUCUUUUAUUCCCAUACAAUAACUGAUUUUGUAUCCACGAGUGUUUAACAUUUAUAAUUAUAUGCGUACAAAAGUUUACUUUCACGGUGUAAAAAAGUGUUUGAUAAAAGUGUAUGCAAUCAA